GUCUUCCGCCUGCCGGUGCAUUAAAUUUGGAGGCGGAGGAGGCUUCGGCGUUCGUAUUUACCCGUAGUGACUAAAGUGGUUUUGCUUUCUUUAGAAUUGAGACCCCCCAACUCUGAGGCUGACUGAAAAUUUUAAAUCCGAACACACUAGGCCCUUCUGGCAUUUCCUAACACAGCCCAAAUCCUGGGCCAGUGCUGCCCAGCAGCGGCACCUGGGUGUGUGGGGGUGUGAUUGGCUGGAGCCGCGGGCCCGCCUCCGCGCGGGCAUCUCGGACUCGCCCCAGGCUGUGGAACGGUGCUCCCCUACCAGAGGUAUCCGAGCCGUGGAGACUUGUGGUUUCUCUGACUCUGUGGUCUGAGGCGGCAGCACUGAUCAUGGAGACCGGUGCCUCCCGCGAGCCCGAGACGGCCGAAGUGCUGCCCCAGCACAAGUUCGACUGCAAGUCUCUGGAGGCCUACCUACACCAGCACUUGCCCGGCUUUGGGGCCGAGCCCGAGGCCAAGCUGACCGUUGCCCAAUACAGAUCAGGACAGUCCAAUCCAACCUUUUAUCUCCAGAAGGGCUUUCAAGCAUAUGUACUCAGAAAAAAACCACCUGGCUCACUUCUUCCUAAAGCACAUAAGAUUGAUAGAGAAUUUAAAGUCCAGAAAACUUUGUUUUCAAUUGGAUUCCCCGUUCCCAAACCUUUAUUGUACUGCAGUGAUGCUUGUGUCAUUGGAACAGAAUUUUAUGUGAUGGAACAUGUACAGGGCCGAAUCUUUCGUGAUUUCACAAUUCCUGGAGUUAGCCCAGCAGAACGCUCAGCCAUAUACGUGGCCAUGAUAGAAACCUUGGCUCAGUUACAUUCCUUGAAUAUACAGUCACUGCAGCUGGAAGGAUAUGGUAGAGGUGCUGGGUACUGCAAAAGACAGGUAUCAACCUGGACAAAGCAAUAUCAAGCUGCAGCUCAUCAGGACAUCCCUGCCAUGAACCAACUAUCUGACUGGCUAAUGAAAAACUUGCCAGAUAAUGACAAUGAAGAAAAUUUGAUUCAUGGAGAUUUCAAACUAGAUAACAUAGUUUUCCACCCUAAAGAGUCUCGAGUUGUAGCUAUACUAGAUUGGGAGCUUUCAACCAUUGGUCAUCCUCUGUCAGACUUAGCUCAUCUCUCUGUGUUCUACUUUUGGCCAAGGACCAUUCCAUUGUUAAGUCAAAGUCCUCAUUUGCAAGAAAACAUAGGGGUACCAUCAAUGGAAGAACUAAUUUCAAUAUAUUGCCGCUGCAGGGGAAUUAAUUCUAAUCUUCCUAACUGGAAUUUUUUUCUUGCCCUUUCAUAUUUUAAAAUUGCUGGAAUAGCACAGGGAGUAUAUAGUAGAUAUCUUCUGGGAAAUAAUGCAUCUGAAAGUAGCUUUCAGUUUGCCAACAUUGUGCAACCUCUAGCAGAAACUGGAUUACAACUCUCAAAAAGAACUUUCAGUACUGCACUUCCACAGACUGAUACUACCAGACAAUUAUUUGUACAGACUAGGACAGGCCAAGAAAUUCUUACUAGGGUGAAGCAGUUCAUGAAACAACACAUCCUCCCAGCUGAAAAGGAGGUAAUUGAGUUCUAUGUUCAAAAUGAAAAUUCAGUAGACAAGUGGAAAAAACCUUUAGUGAUUGAUAAACUCAAGGAAAUGGCCAAAGCAGAAGGCCUCUGGAACUUGUUUUUGCCAGCUGUAAGCGGUCUCAGCCAAGUAGACUAUGCCUUGAUUGCUGAAGAAACAGGAAAAUGCUUUUUUGCUCCAGAUGUCUUUAACUGCCAAGCACCAGACACAGGGAACAUGGAGGUGCUUCACCUAUAUGGAAGUGAGAAACAGAAGCAGCAGUGGCUUGAGCCUCUUCUUCAAGGGAGCAUUGCCUCUUGCUUCUGUAUGACAGAGCCCGAUGUAGCUUCAAGUGAUGCCACAAAUAUUGAAUGUAACAUCCAGCAAGAUGGAGAUAGCUAUGUAAUUAAUGGCAAGAAAUGGUGGUGCACUGGAGCUGGGAAUCCAAAGUGCAAAAUUGCAAUUGUUAUGGGAAAAAGUAACAAUAACUCUGUAACCAGACACAAACAACACAGCAUGAUUCUUGUUCCCAUCAACACACCUGGAGUAGAAGUAAUAAGGCCCUUGUCUGUUUUUGGCUACCUGGAUAAUUUCCAUGGAGGACAUUUUGAGAUCCAUUUUAAUCAAGUGCGAGUUCCUGCCACCAAUUUAAUACUAGGUGAAGGUAGGGGAUUUGAAAUUGCCCAAGGCCGCCUUGGACCUGGCAGAAUCCACCACUGUAUGAGAACAAUAGGUUUGGCUGAACGUGCUUUGCAGAUUAUGUGUGAACGGGCAAAACAAAGGGUGGCGUUUAAGAAGAAACUGUAUUCACAUAUUGCCUAGGAGGAGCUUCAAAAUGGCAGAAGAGUAAGACAUGGAGAUCACCUUCCUCCCCACAAAUACAUCAGAAAUACAUCUACAUGUGGAACAACCCCUAGAGAAUACCUACUAAAUGCUGGCAGAAGACCUCAGACCUCCCAAAAGGCCAAAAACUCCCCACGUACCUGGGUGGGGCAAAAGAAAAAAGAAAAAACAGAGACAAAAGAAUAGGGACGAGACCUGCACCAGUGGGAGGGAGCUGUGAAGGAGGAAAGGUUUCCACACACUAGGAAGGCCCUUCAUGGGCGGAGACUGCAGGUGGCGCGGGGGGGAAAGCUUCGGAGCUGCAGAGGAGAGCGCAGCAACAGGGGUGCGGAGGGCAAAGCGGAGAGAUUACCACACGGAGGAUCAGUGCCGACCAGCGCUCACCAGCCCUAGAGGCUUGUCUGCUCACCCGCCAGGGCGGGUGGGGGCUGGGAGCUGAGGCUCGGGCUUCGGAGGUCAGGUCCUGGGGAGAGGACUGGGGUUGACUGCGUGAACACAGCCUGAAGGGGCCAGUGUGCCACAGCUAGCCAGGAGGGCGUCCAGUAAAAAGUCUCGAGCUGCCGAAGAGGCAAGAGACUUUUUCUUGCCUCUUUGUUUGGCAGUGCACGAGGAGAGGAGAUUAAGAGUGCCGACUAAAUGAGCUCCAGAAAGGUGUGCAUCAGCGCAGACGCCAGGGAUGGGCAUGAGACGCUAAGGCUGCUGCUGCAGCCACCAAGAAGCUUGUGAGCAAGCACAGGUCACUAUCCACACCUCCCCUCCCGGGAGCCUGUGCAGCCUGCCACUGCCAGGGUCCCGUGAUCCAGGGACAACAUCCCAGGAGAACACAUGGUGCAUCUCAGGCUGUUGCAGCGUCACACCAGUCUCUGCCGCCACAGGCUCACCCUGCAUUCUGUACCCCUCCCUCCCCCGGCCUGAGUGAGCCAGAGCUCCCUAAUCAGCUGUGCCUUUAACCCCAUCCUGUCUGAGCGAAGAACAGAAGCCCUCAGGUGACCUACAUGCAGAGGCGGGGCCAAAUACAAAGCUGAACCCUAGGAGCUGUGCAAAGAAGAGAAAGGGAAAUCUCUCCCAGCAGCCUCAAGAGCAGUGGAUUAAAUCUCCACAAUCAACUUGAUGUACCCUAUAUCUCUGGAAUACCUGAAUAGAUAACAAAUCAUCCCAAAAUUGAGGUGGUGGACUUUGGGAGCAAUGAUAUAUACUUUUUUUCCUUUUUCUGUUUUUAGGAGUGUGUAUAUAUAUGUUUCUGUGUGUGAUUUUGUCUGUAUAGCUUUGCUUUUACCAUUUGUCCUAGGGUUCUAUCUGUCCGGGUUGGGUUUUUUUGUUUGUUUGUUUUUUUCUGUAUAGUUUUUAGUGCUUGUUAUCAUUGGUGGAUUUGUUUUUUGG
Mesoplodon densirostris (Blainville's beaked whale) is the source of this 3788-nucleotide messenger RNA. RefSeq names its product acyl-CoA dehydrogenase family member 11 (gene ACAD11). The transcript has 18 exons. NCBI's taxonomy places the organism in Eukaryota, Metazoa, Chordata, Mammalia, Artiodactyla, Ziphiidae. The coding region runs from base 375 to 2387 and encodes 670 amino acids. Gene Ontology annotation, cellular component: mitochondrion. The record is from RefSeq and is a predicted model, not a curated record. Gene Ontology annotation, molecular function: flavin adenine dinucleotide binding; oxidoreductase activity, acting on the CH-CH group of donors.